Molecule: messenger RNA, 1367 nt
Organism: Mobula hypostoma (lesser devil ray)
Lineage: Eukaryota; Metazoa; Chordata; Chondrichthyes; Myliobatiformes; Myliobatidae
Product: histone H1-like
Exons: 1
Coding region: 33-656 (207 amino acids)
Biological process (GO): nucleosome assembly
Cellular component (GO): nucleosome
Molecular function (GO): structural constituent of chromatin; DNA binding
Source: RefSeq, a predicted model, not a curated record
AGUUCGAGAGAAUUUGUGCAGAGGUUCCGACCAUGACCGAGACCGCAGAAGUGGCUCCACCAGCGGCACCCGCCUCUGCAACCAAGGCUGCCAAGAAGAAGAAGGCGGCCGUCCGGACCAAGUCAACUGGUCCCAAACUGGGCGAUCUAAUCGACAAGAUUGUGGCCGAUUGCCGCAGUCAGCGAGGGGUGUCCGUAGCCGCGAUAAAGAAGAAUUUGGCCAGCAGCGGCGUCGAUGUACAAAAGCUGAAAGGUCAGAUCAGGCUGACCAUUAAAAGAAAAUUGGAUAAAGGCACCCUGGUUCACACUAAGGGCGCAGGUGCCUCCGGCUCCUUGAGAGCCGCUAAAAAAGAACAUACCGGGAAAGUCGUGAAAAAAGCGAAGAAACCAGCGGCCAAGGCACCUAAGACCAAGAAGGCAGUGACCAAGAAAUCUGUGGCCAGGAAAACAGGUGCCAAGAAGUCUCCCGCCAAGAGCAAAGGGGUUAAGAAAACUGCGGUUAAAAAAGCGGCAGCUAAGAAAACAGCGACCAAGAAGACCGCGCAGAAACCCAAGAGUCCGAAGAAAGUCGCAGCCCCCAAGGUGGCCAAGAAGUCGGCAAAACCCAAGCCGAAGGCAAAAUCUGUGAAAGCCAAGAAGACAGCGGCCAAAAAGUAAAUACAGUAAAGACCCGAAACCAAAGGCUCUUUUAAGAGCCACCCCACAUUUCCCAGAUAAGAGCUGAUCCAGAAUCGCGCGACUCCAGAUCCUGUUCGGUUUAGAUGUCAGUACGAACUGUUUCCCGAAAACCCGGGAACCCCGGUGCCCCGUUGACAUUCGGCGAUACCGUCCCUUCCCUAGUAUCUGAAAUAAAAUACAGUAUCGGAUAUUCGGACCGAGACUCAAUCGGACACGGAUGUGUUCCGCUUCAGUCUCCGUUCAAAGGUCGUUUCUUUCUCAUUUGACGCCGGGAGAUGGUAACACUGGCGGAGAAUCCCGGUCUCACAGCUCAAAGCCCAACAUGGAAGUUUCAAUUCAGGGUUAAGGUGACUAAACUGCUAAACUAUCUGAGGAGAGGGAUGAAACAUAAUAGAGAAAUUACCAGCUAACAUGCUAUGAUUUUUUGCACUAUUUGUAAUUUAACUAUUUAAUAUGCACAUAUAUAGACUUACUGUAAUGGAUUACUUAUUUACUUUUUCCUAUAUUAUGUAUUGCAUUGUACUGCUGCCGCUAAAUUAAUAAAUUUCACGAUAUAUGCCGGUGAUAGUGAACCUGAUUCUGACUCGAUAAAGAACUCGCGCUUCUGAAGGAUUGUGCGGAGCGCUGUAUUUUAAUUCUACGUUCAGAUUAAACGUUGGAAAUUAGCGGCUGGAGUAAAAUAGGGACGGA